AUGACGCGACAUUACCGAACUGCAUUGUCGGCACUUCUCUUGAUACUUGCCUCAACUCUGGUUCUGGCACAAGAAACUCACAGCCAAGUCGACAGCAGAGAUGUGCACUCGAUUGAAAAGCGAACCUCCUUUAAAGUCUGGAAUCGAGAGCGAAACGGGCACGCCUGCAUCAUGUCCAUCGUCUUCAUCGUCCUUUAUCCGCUGGGAGCAAUCUCAAUCCACCUCCCCAUCGACCACAUCCCCUAUCUAAGAAACACCUAUCUCCGUAAUAAAAUCAUGGCUAUACACGCACCCAUCCAGAUCCUAGCAUUCGUCAUGAUGAUUGGCGGCAUGGCUCUCGGCAUCAAGGUCGCUCAAUUCGCAGGCUUCCUCCACUCUCCUAUACAGGCACACGUCGUCAUAGGCUUCAUCGCCGUCUUGACAAUCAUAAUCUUCCAGCCGGUUCUGGGCAUCUUGCAGCAUCGGUAUUUCAAGAAAACCGGCCGUAAGAGCAUAUUCGCCUACAUGCACCGCUGGAUAGGACGAGUCGCAAUCGUUCUAGGCAUGAUCAACAGUGGACUGGGCUUUCAGCUGGCAAAAAAGAAUAUCAUCAUUCACACGCAUUCAUAUGUUAGAAGCUACGUUAUCCUAGGCAUACUGGUAACCAUCUGGGUGAGCUUGGUUAUCUACGACGAGCUCAAACUGCGAAAAUCAGCCGCCGUCGCUGAUGGAGGCGAAAAGGCAGCAACACAACAACAGGAGCAAAAGUAG
Molecule: messenger RNA, 750 nt
Organism: Trichoderma virens Gv29-8
Lineage: Eukaryota; Fungi; Ascomycota; Sordariomycetes; Hypocreales; Hypocreaceae
Exons: 2
Coding region: 1-750 (249 amino acids)
Source: RefSeq, a predicted model, not a curated record